AUGGCGAACCUCGAGUCGUUAGCCUCACUCGCCGCCAUCGUCGUCCUCAUCCUCCUCGAAGUCGCUGUCCUGUCCUCGUUCGCGGCCGCGCAGCUGUGGCCGGACUACUACGCCAGCGUCUGCCCCAACCUGGAGGGCAUUGUCCGGUACUCAGUGAAGCAGUCCAUGGCCAAGUCCCCCAUCUCCGCGCCCGCUACCCUCAGGCUCUUCUUCCAUGACUGCGCCGUCAUGGGCUGUGACGCGUCGGUGAUGAUCAUCAGCCCGACCGGCGACGACGAGUGGCGGAACCAGGAUGACUAUUCGCUGAAGCCGGAGGGCUUCCAGACGAUCCUGGACGCCAAGGCUGCCGUGGACAGCGACCCUCAAUGCCGUUACAAGGUGUCCUGCGCCGACAUAAUCGCCCUCGCCACAAGAGAGUCCGUCUCCCAGAGCGGAGGGCCCAACUACACAGUGGAGCUGGGCAGGUACGAUGGGAAGAUCUCGACGACGAACAGCGUCAUGCUGCCGCACGUCAACGACAACCUCGACAGCCUCAAUGCCUUCUUCUAUACCCUAGGCCUCUCCCAGAUCGACAUGAUCGCAUUAUCAGGUGCCCACACCUUGGGCGCGGCGGACUGCAGCUUCUUCCAGAACAGGACCAAGGGCAAGGACCCGAGCAUGAACCCGAGCUUUGACGCGCAGCUUCAAGGCACCUGUGCCAGACAGAACUUCGCUUUCCUGGACGACGUGACACCGGUGGGAUUCGACAACUCCUACUUCAAGCUCCUGCAGAACGGCAGGGGGCUCCUGGGCUCCGACCAGGUGUUGUACACAGACGAGAGAUCACGCAGUACCGUAGACUACUACGCGUCCAACCAGAGCACCUUCUUCUACGACUUUAGCGUCGCCAUGACAAAGCUCGACAGGGUUGGGGUGAAGACGGCCGCUGACGGCGAGAUACGCCGUGACUGUCGGUAUCCAAAUUAG
Molecule: messenger RNA, 966 nt
Organism: Triticum turgidum subsp. durum (durum wheat)
Lineage: Eukaryota; Viridiplantae; Streptophyta; Magnoliopsida; Poales; Poaceae
Source: the annotation of a GenBank genome assembly